This is a messenger RNA of Triticum turgidum subsp. durum (durum wheat), 822 nucleotides long. Lineage: Eukaryota; Viridiplantae; Streptophyta; Magnoliopsida; Poales; Poaceae. The record is from the annotation of a GenBank genome assembly.
AUGGCCAUCGCGCUGCUCUGCGCGCUCCGGUCGGGCGACGCCGGCGUGCGGGAGUGGAAGUGGCGCGGCGCGUGCCGGGGCGGUCACUUCCCCCGAGAGGACGUCGUCGUCGGGUACCACCGCGCCGUGCUCCUCGCCAAGUACACGUGGCAGCCUGUAGAGAAUGCUCAACCUCGGAAGGAUGGAAUAAAGGGAACUUACAGAGUUGAUGUCGACAUUCCUGCUGACGAUUGGGUAAAUAUCUCCAAGUUUUAUGACGUGCUCAUUUUCAACACUGGACACUGGUGGGGUUCGUAUAAAUUCCCAAAAGAGAACCCCCUUGUUUUCUACCGAGGAGGAAAACCAAUUGAGCCUCCACUCAGCAUCUUUGAUGGGCUGAAGGUAGCCCUCAAAAGUAUGGUCUCCUACAUCGAAAGGGAGGUCCCAAGUAAAACCCUGAAGCUGUGGCGCACGCAGUCACCAAGGCACUUUGAUGGAGGCGAAUGGGAUCACAACGGCAGCUGUGUGUCUAACAGGCUCCUGCAAGAACAUGAGCUCGAUUCCUGGUUUGAUCCGAGGUUCGGGGGAGUGAACAAAGACGCGAGACUAGUGAACUCAUUGCUCCAGGAAGCGUUAGUCGACACAGACAUCCUGCUGCUCAACCUGACCUACAUGAGUGAGUUCCGCGCCGACGCCCAUCCGGCUGUCUGGCUCGAGAAGAAGGACGAGGCGGCCGUCUGGGGGCAGGACUGCAUGCACUGGUGCCUGCCUGGUGUACCGGACACGUGGGUUGAUAUCUUGGCUGCACGGAUCUUGCACUACUUCAAGCAGGGCAAAGGUUGA